AAUAAAUUACAAUGCCCCAAACGAAGAUAAAUAAAAGGAAAAGGGAUUUCGGCUUCAUAUUGAUACAUUAAUUUCUUCGUUUUUUUCAAAGCCUUCAUUUCUCCAGCUCGUCCAUCUCUUCCUCAUUUUUUCUUCCUUCCAUCCCUGAUUUUCUCCCUCUUUCUCCAUCCGUCGUCGUUCCAGAGAUUUUCCCGCUAACCGAGCGGGGGAUAUGAUCUCUUGACGUUUUUCCGAUUGGUCGAUCUGUACUGUUUUUCCGACCAGAUUCUAUUAGAUUUUGUAGGAUCAUUCCGUGGCUUGUUCGAAUCGGAGUCUGAUCCUCGUCAGUAAUCAUGUUUCUUCUCGAUUGGUUCUAUGGCGUCCUUGCAUCGCUCGGCCUUUGGCAGAAAGAGGCCAAGAUCUUGUUUCUAGGGCUCGAUAAUGCCGGAAAGACGACGCUGCUUCACAUGCUGAAAGAUGAGAGAUUGGUUCAACAUCAGCCUACACAGUAUCCGACAUCAGAGGAAUUAAGUAUUGGAAAAAUCAAGUUUAAGGCAUUCGAUUUGGGAGGGCAUCAGAUCGCUCGCAGAGUCUGGAAAGAUUACUAUGCAAAGGUUGAUGCUGUGGUGUACUUGGUGGAUGCCUAUGACAAAGAAAGAUUUGCAGAGUCAAAGAAAGAGCUAGAUGCUCUCCUCUCAGAUGAGGCACUGGCCAAUGUUCCUUUCCUUGUACUGGGCAACAAGAUUGAUAUACCGUAUGCAGCUUCAGAGGAUGAGUUGCGCUACCACCUGGGCCUGACAAACUUCACCACAGGUAAGGGCAAAGUGAACCUUGCAGAUUCAAACGUGCGUCCUCUAGAGGUCUUCAUGUGUAGCAUUGUCCGCAAGAUGGGGUAUGGUGAUGGAUUCAAGUGGCUUUCUCAAUACAUUAAAUAGGGAAGGAAUCCAGGUAGAUAAUUCAAGCUCUACCCAGAUGGUAUUUUCGCGUCACUCUGCUACAGUUUCUUACUGGACCUAAAAUUCUCAUGCACGUGUUGUCCAUUUGGAUUGCUGUUAAAGGAGGUAUUUAAUCAUCACUACUAUGUAAAGUGAAUGUGUAAUAGCAAAUUUUAGCUUGGUUUGGUAGCUUCUUCGUUUCUGUUAUAAGACAUUUUUUGCUUCCAUUUUCACCGUUUUUUGUUCUUUUUGGGGGCAAGGGGUGGGGUAGAAGAAAUGUGUCAUUUCCUAAAUUUGUUGGGAAAUCAGGAUUCGCAGAAAUCAAUAAUGGGGUUAGAAGUGUAGUGACUGGUAUUUACCCCAAGAUAUUUGACUGUCCCCCAUUUUCUUUUGUGAAUCUUCAAUGGAUUUUGCUGUGCAUGUAAAUGCUUCCUUGACUUGA
Messenger RNA from Nelumbo nucifera (sacred lotus), 1356 nucleotides. Its product is annotated as small COPII coat GTPase SAR1A. The record is from RefSeq and is a predicted model, not a curated record. Gene Ontology annotation, molecular function: GTP binding; GTPase activity. NCBI's taxonomy places the organism in Eukaryota, Viridiplantae, Streptophyta, Magnoliopsida, Proteales, Nelumbonaceae. Gene Ontology annotation, biological process: intracellular protein transport.